Molecule: messenger RNA, 1008 nt
Organism: Aspergillus affinis
Lineage: Eukaryota; Fungi; Ascomycota; Eurotiomycetes; Eurotiales; Aspergillaceae
Product: fungal specific transcription factor domain-containing protein
Exons: 4
Coding region: 1-1008 (335 amino acids)
Biological process (GO): positive regulation of transcription from RNA polymerase II promoter by galactose; DNA-templated transcription
Cellular component (GO): nucleus
Molecular function (GO): DNA-binding transcription factor activity, RNA polymerase II-specific; zinc ion binding; RNA polymerase II cis-regulatory region sequence-specific DNA binding
Source: RefSeq, a predicted model, not a curated record
AUGCGGUUAUUCCAGCGGUCGCAGUAUACCCCAUCCUUGGAUAAAGUGCAGUGCCUGCUGCUAUUUGGCAUCUAUCUGCAGAGCACGAACCACAUCCUGCGAUGUUGGAUGACCGUGGGCGAAGCCAUCCGGAUGGCUCAGAGUUUGGGCCUAUACCUUGACCAGCAUGUCCCAUGUAAUACUGUCGGCUAUCGAGAAUAUACGCGACGUACAUGGCACCGGUGUGUUUGGUUAGAUCGAGUGUUGUCUGCUACGCUCGGCCGUCCGGGAAUGAUUCCCAAGUGGCUUUUCAACUCGAUCCCCUUCCUAUCCAUGAUUGAUGAUGAGUUCUUUGAAACACAGCUAGAGGGCUCCGAAAAGCGACCGGAUGGAAACCCCUAUACAUUGGCUUUCGCUGGAAAGGCCUUUGAGCUCUAUCAAAUUCUGGAUGAUAUCCUUCUAGAAAUUUAUCUCACCUCGAAGAAGGAGGCGGGAUUCGAGGCAAAUCUUCCUAAUAUCAACUAUUGUCAGCGCAGCAACCCAGUAUCUACGGAGAGGGCACUGGAUUCCACCGACACCAGUCUCUCUGAAGUGAUGCUCUCCCAAUGUUCGCGCAUGUGCUUCCUACUUGCGCACGAAUUGAUCGACAUAUUCAACAGCAAACUCGACCCCAGGGCACCUAAUCUAAGCCCCCUUCCAUCAUGGUGGUAUUCCGUUCUAUACGUAUUUACAGCUGCCACGGUAAUCCUAAUCGAGCGGUUCCUCGAAGGCCGAGACAACAGCUCGAAGAAAUCUACGACCUCUCGUACCUGGGAUGCCGCAAUGCACGUGCUCGAAUCCUACAGCGUGAUUGCCGAUUCUGCGAAAAGGGGUAAAGCUGCCCUCAAGGUUCUUUCGGAGAGUGUUUCUCUCGGUAAGACCGACAACAUCUGGCUCUGGGAAUCCUUUACGGAGAUUAGCGGCUUCUCGGGGAGAGUGCAGGAGUUCCCUUUUUUGACUCUGAUGACUUCUUGUGGCUGGGAUGAUUGA